CCCUCUCCCCGGCUGUUUCAUGUAACGUGGCUUUACUAUUCCGUUUCAAUUUUUCUUCCUCUUUUGAUUUUUGGUGUUAUUAUAAUACUCCGUAUUAUUUUCAGAUCUUAAAACGCCCCAAAGCAUUAAAAUCUCAACUGUUGUUUUUCUCUUCUCUAGUGAGGGGAUGUUCUUGAAGAGGCCUGUACCUCUAUGCUGUCCUCUUGUUAAACAGCAGGAGGGGGGCGUCCUUGACUGGACAGUAGUUAUUGAGUAAUUGGAUUGAAUUUUCAAUCACUAACUAAUUUGGGUUGUUAAUGUUAGAUGGGUAAAGGCAAGGGUUUCGGUAAAUUGGGAAGAAUGGUGAGGCAAAGGACUAAGAAAUCUUAUCAGUUGUCUCUUCUUCAGUGUCCCAUUGUUUCUGUUUGGGAUUGUACUUUGCGUAAGAUGACAUACUCAUUUAGACCUGGGUGGGUGUAGUUUGAGGGGGUCAUUAGUUUUUUUACUAGACAUUAGUUUUACUGUUUCAAAAUCGGUACAGGUGAAGAGUCAUGGAGAUGAUGUAUAUGCGUUGGGAAAAUUAGGCAAGUGAGUAUUAGAGUUACAAAACUGAUUUGUGGUUCACAAGAUGGAGUGUGCUAAAGUCGUCCCAUCUGGAUGCGGUGUUAGAAAAGUGAAUAAGAAGCAAGUGAAAGAUGAAAUGGAGCGCAUGAAACAAGCUGAGAAGAAGAAGAGGCGUUUGGAAAAGGCCUUGGCUACAUCUGCAGCAAUCCGCUUUGAAUUAGAAAAGAAGAAGGAACGGCAAAGGCUUGAUGAAGAGGGUGCUGUACUUGCCGAAGCAUAUGGAUGUGGUGUUAGAAAAGUGAAUAAGAAUCAAGUUAAAGAUGAAAUGGAGCGCAUGAAACAAGCUGAGCAAAAGAAGAGGUGUUUGGAGAAUGCCUUGGCUACAUCUGCGGCAAUCCGCUGUGAAUUAGAAAAGAAGAAGGAGCAGCAAAGGGUUGAUGAAGAGGGUGCUGUACUUGCCGAAGCAUCUGGAUGUGGUGUUGGAAAAGUGAAUAAGAAGCAAGCGGAAGAUGAAAUGGAGCGCAUGAAACAAGCUGAGAAAAAGAAGAGGCGUUUGGAGAAGGCCUUGGCUACAUCUGCAGCAAUCCGCUGUGAAUUAAUAAAGAAGAAGGAACAGCAAAGGCUUGUUGAAGAGGGUGCUGCACUUGCCGAAGCAUCUAAAUGUGGUGUUAGAAAAGUGAAUAAGAAGCAAGUGAACGAUGAAAUGGAGCGCAUGAAACAAGCUGAGAAAAAGAAGAGGCGUUUGGAGAAGGCAUUGGCUACAUCUGCAGCAAUCCGCUCUGAAUUAGAAAAGAAGGAACAGCAAAGGCUUGAUGAAGAGGGUGCUGCACUUGCCGAAGCAGUUGCAUUGCACGUCCUACUUGGGGAAGAUUCAGAAGAUCAAGACGGGGUUAUUCUCAAGAACAGGAGAAUAAUAGAUCCGUGGGAUAAUAGUGGGAAAAUCGAUGUACUUUUGGGUGGACGAAGAGAUAAAGACCUAUCAAAAUACCCGUUUGAAGGAGCAGCAGCUGGAUCUGCCUCGGGUAAUCUCAGGUAUGGAUGCAUGUGGAGCCAUUGGGGAAACAACACUAACUGGAUAGUUUCACCCCAAUCUUUGGGAAGAGACAGCGUUGAAAGCCAUAACCCUUGCUCCAAUUACUAAUUUUAGUGGUUAGAACGGUUAGUGUGGAUUGUUUCAAUAUGUAGUCUUGUUAGUUGAUCUGAGCUGUUUACAAUAUUUCAAACAAACUCAUUUUUUUGUCAGUUGUUAAGCUUGUAUUAUCAUGGACAUUUUAAUAGAUUCAAGCUUGCAAUUACUUUUUUUUAUUAUA
Ipomoea triloba (trilobed morning glory) is the source of this 1853-nucleotide messenger RNA. RefSeq names its product inner centromere protein-like. The transcript has 2 exons. The record is from RefSeq and is a predicted model, not a curated record. Bases 608 to 1684 code for a protein of 358 amino acids. Lineage: Eukaryota; Viridiplantae; Streptophyta; Magnoliopsida; Solanales; Convolvulaceae.